GAUUCCCUUAUCAGUUGGGUUCUUACCGCUGCUCUGCAACUCUGAAGGGCCACUGAGGAGACCACAUCGAGAAAAGGAUGACCCUAAGCAGAGUUCUGAUUCUGGGGACUCUUGCCCUGACCACCAUGAUGAGCCCUGGUGACAGUGAAGACAUUGUGGCUGAUCAUGUUGGCUCCUAUGGCAUAGAAGUUUACCAGUCCUAUGGCCCCUCUGGCCAGUUCACUGAAGAAUUUGAUGGAGAUGAGUUGUUCUAUGUGGACCUGGAGAAGAAGGAAACUGUCUGGCGGCUGCCUGUGUUUAGCACAUUUUCAGGUUUUGACCCACAAAAUGCAUUGAACGAAAUAGCUACAUCAAAACAAGGCUUGAACAUCCUGAUUAAACGCUCCAACUAUACCGCUGCUACCAAUGAGGUUCCUGAGGUGACGCUGUUUCCCAAGUCUCCUGUGAUGCUGGGUCAGCCCAACACCCUCGUCUGUCUGGUGGACAACAUCUUUCCCCCUGUGAUCAAUGUCACGUGGUUGAAGAACAGGCACUCAGUCACAGAGGGUGUUUCUGAAACCAGCUUCCUCGCCAAGAAGGAUCAUUCCUUCUUAAAGUUCAGUUACCUCACCUUCCUCCCUUCUGCUGAUGAUAUUUAUGACUGCAAGGUGGAGCACUGGGGCCUGGAUGAACCACUUCUGAAACACUGGGAACCUGAAAUUCCAGCCCCUAUGUCAGAGCUGACAGAGACCGUGGUCUGUGUCCUGGGGUUGACUGUGGGCCUUGUGGGCAUCGUGGUGGGCACCAUCUUCAUUAUCCAAGGCCUGCGCUCAAGUGGUGCUUCCAGACAUCAAAGACCCUUGUGAGCCACACCCUAGGAAGGAAGGAGCACCGCAUGCUCACCGACCAGAGCAGAAGAGUGGACUUCAUAGGUGACCUAGCACUAUUGACUGGCUAAGUUUGUCAUAUUCCUUCUCUGUCCAACGUUGCCCCUCUCACUUCUUCUCUAGGAUUUAAGGUCCAGCUACAUCCUCUGAGAGCUCCCAUACCCUUUGGAAUUCUGCCCCUUGAAUGCCUGAUUUUUUUUUUUCUUUUCUCAAUUUUUAUCUACUGUGAGAUCUCUGGGAUAUUCCACCCAGUUACCUGCUUCUUUGUAACCCUGAUCCAGAACUCCCAUGGAAAUAAUAAAUUUCCCUUUAGAUCUCCUAAUAAAAUUUUCCUUUCUUUCAUCUCAGAA
Molecule: messenger RNA, 1216 nt
Organism: Mustela lutreola (European mink)
Lineage: Eukaryota; Metazoa; Chordata; Mammalia; Carnivora; Mustelidae
Product: SLA class II histocompatibility antigen, DQ haplotype D alpha chain-like
Exons: 5
Coding region: 78-845 (255 amino acids)
Biological process (GO): immune response; positive regulation of T cell activation; immunoglobulin production involved in immunoglobulin-mediated immune response
Cellular component (GO): MHC class II protein complex; membrane
Molecular function (GO): MHC class II protein complex binding
Source: RefSeq, a predicted model, not a curated record